ACAGUGCAUGCAGGCAGCAGCAGUUUGAGCUCUGCCUGUCUGACUACUCAGACACUUCAAGGACGUUUUGAGACAUCUAAUGACGGGACUGUUUUGGGAACAUAAUCAGCUCCAGGAUGUUAACCCUGUAUCUGCAGUAGCACAGAGGCCACACAGGGAGCAGCAGCAGGAGCAUGGAGCAUGUGUUGGUGCAGUAUGACUUUGAGUACACAGCAAAGGACGGUCGACUCGUCUCCAUCAAGAAAAAUGAACGCUACAUCCUGCGCUUGAAAACAAAUGAGCACUGGUGGCACGUCUGCAAAGACCAGCACACCAGUCCCUUUUUCAUCCCUGCACAGUAUGUGAAGGUGGUCUCAUCACUGACUGAAGACUCUCCUGGGCCAAAGAAGCUGGAUUUACCUGAGUGUGAGACUUACAGUGUGCCUAAAGCUGUGGUUAAAACAACUCCAGCUAAGACAGUUAUUCAGGACGGUUCAAGAGAGAAAUACCGGUUCUCCACUUUUGGUUUCUGUGAGGAAAUACCAGAUGUGAAGGUCUGUGAGAAUCCAACGCAAGGACAGAAUAGCAACCUUGCAGACGCUCUGAAUAACAUGAAACCAAACAACACCUCUGCAUCUCAAAAUGAUGACAACAUGCAACUGUAUGCAAAACCUCAUCCUGUGCCAAAGGUCAAAAACAAACAAAAACAUUCAGUAAUCCCUCUGCAGGUCCAUGAAAUACAACACACAGAGACUAUCAUGCAGGAGGAGGAUAUGGAUUUCCCUUCACCCCCAAGUUCACCCAUAUACGACACCAUACCGGAGAUACAUGUAUCACAGUUUGACUCUUUCUCUGAUCUUCCUGCUCCUGUGUUUUCAAAUGACACCUUCACGAUGGAGGAUUCAAAUCAACCCGCAGAAGUAACUUCUUCUACUGAUGCACUUCCUGUUGAGAAGGUGGAGAAUGAAAGCCUCAGAUCAGCCGUGUACGUCAAUGUAGCACAACUACGCCAAAGCAUCUCAGAGUCUCCCCCCUCGGCUCCUUCAUCCUACUCUCCUUCCUUCCUUGACCCAGAGGGAUGGGAGGUGCAUGUUGACCAGGAAAGUGGACAGGAGUACUACUAUCACCCCUCGACGGGGCGCACCACCUGGGACAACCCGUUCCUCGACUCCCCUUUGGACCCUGAGCCACCUCAAGAAGAGGACGCUUGCUCCCCUUCGCCUCCUCAGUCUCCCGCCCUUUCUCCAUCCACCGCCUCCCCCUCAGGGUGGACCUCAGAUUGGGAGCAGUUGGUGGAUGAGACCAGUGGUCGCCCUUACUUCUACAACCCAAUGUCUGGGGAGACGUCCUGGGAGCCUCCAGAGCAGCUGAGCCCGUAUCCUGCUCAGAUGGAGCCGAUGAGCGUGCACAGGUUUCACGAGGACGGGCCGCCUCCUCUUCCCGAGGAGGACUACCCCACAGAGCUCUACACGGCUGCAGUACCACCUGAGCCCUACGAUCAGCCCCUGGCCACGGGUCCUCCCACCCUCCCUAAAGAGUACACCCUCAGCCACGUGAGCCGGACCAUCAUCCCGAGAGCCAACCUGGACCGCAGCACACCAGCUGGCUGGAACCUGACUGUUGAACCCAGCGGGACCUGGGUGUUCACCAACGAACACUCUCCAGAGCAGUGGAUCAAGUCUGUGGAUGAUCGAGGGCAGACCUACUACUAUCUGAGGGACGGCUCCAAGUCUCAGUGGAACCUGCCUGAGGCCCCCGGAGGGCCCGGCCAGUCCAGAGUGGAGAAUGGUGUCGAAGGAGACAACGUGUCAAUCAUCAAAAACUGGAGACACACUAUGGGACCUGCACAGCUCAACCUGGCCCCAGAUGAAGGGAGGUUCGUCCCGACUCACAGGAGGAACACGUCAGACUACAGCAGCGACAGCUCCAGCACGGGGAACUCUCCAGAGACGCAACACAACGUGCAGAACUUGGAGAAAGCAGGAAUUCUCAACAAAACAAAAGUGUCCGAGAACGGCAAGAAAGUAAGGAAAAACUGGACCCAGACGUGGACGGUUCUCCUCGGGGGAGUGCUGACGUUCCACAAAGAUCCGAAGUCUGCGUUAACAGGGGCGUCGAACAAAACCAAUCAGAUUGUCCCGGAGGUGACGGUGGACCUGCGGGGAGCCACGAUUGGCUGGGCCUCGAAGGAGAAAUCCAGCAAAAAGAAUGUUUUAGAGUUAAAAGGAAAGAACGGUGUGGAGUUUCUGAUUCAGUACGACACAGAAAGCAUCAUCAGUGACUGGCACAAAGUCUUAGUGGACGCCAUACGGCAACUGGAGUACCAGGACCAUCAUUCAGACGAGGAGGACAGCGACCUGUACGAGAAGAUCCCCGGCAUUGAGAGAGAAGACAAGGUCGCUGCAAGCGUCGACAAGAGAAGACCCUCCAGGCAGAGCGUCACACACUCGUCCAGCAAUGCAGGAGAGAAUGAUCAGAAAAGAGUUCGGACUAAGCUGAUGAAGUUCCUCAUGAAGCGACCCACGCUGCAGUCUGUCAAAGAGAAGGGAUACAUCAGAGAAAAUGUGUUUGGUUGUCAUCUGGCCACGCUGUGCGCUCAGGAGAGGACUACAGUUCCAAGUUUUGUAGAGAAAUGCAUCAAAGCAGUGGAAAGAAGAGGUUUGGACAUCGAUGGACUGUACAGAGUGAGCGGGAACCUCGCUGUCAUUCAGAAACUACGUUAUAAGGCAGAUCAUGAGGAGCUGGACCUCGAGGAUGGUCUGUGGGAAGACGUUCACGUCAUCACCGGAGCGUUGAAGCUGUUUUUCCGAGAGCUUCCUGAGCCGCUUUUCCCUUUCAGCCACUUCAAUGACUUCAUCACCGCCAUCAGGAUUCCAGACUACAACACAAAGUUGGAUUGCAUUUAUGAACUGGUCAAGACACUUCCUCCUUCAAAUCAUGACACCAUGAAACUCCUUUUUGGACAUUUAAGCAGGUUGAUUCAGUUCGGGGAAGACAAUCGUAUGACCGUGCAGAACGUGGCGAUCGUAUUCGGUCCGACUCUGCUCCGCCCGGAGAUGGAGUCCUCGAACCUCGCCAUGCACAUGGUCUUCCAGAACCAGAUAGUGGAGUUCAUCCUGAAUGAAUACGAGCAUAUCUUCUACUCCAGCUAGAGCCGCCGCACGCCUCCAUCAUAGACCUGUGCAAAAUCUAAAUGUGCAUUUACAGUCUGCAUGAACAUAAACGGCUUCACUUUGACAUCUAAAACAGAAACUCCUCCUGUAAAGUAAAGAAAGGGCUCCUCCAGUUUGUCAGAAUAUUUGAAGUCUAAAACUGAAAUAUUAGAUGAAAGCAUCUUCAGAUUAUACUCACUGAGCAUAUUUGGAGCAUGUUUGACACUUAAUGAUCUAUCUUUGGCAGUAUUGUUGGAUUACAGGUAUAGCUUAGCUUCCCGUCUCAGGACUGUUGAGCUUGUUGUGAUGAUGGAAAUCGAUCCUGGAGAGUCCAGCUGUCUUAACCUCACGAGUCACUUUCUGGAGAUUUUACUUCUUUUAGUUAUUUGUCUUUCUAAACCACCGUGAAAAUAGAGCCCAAGUCGUACUUGGUCAGGUGCAUCAAUGCUGUCUUUAAGAGACUAUCAACAGUAGCUUUCAUCUUUAUUUUAGAGAGUUUAAUGACUUUUCAAUGUUGUUUUUAAAUUGCAGUAUAUCACAAAGGCCAAUAACUGAGAUUGUUCUAAUGUUUUUGUUCUGAAGUCUUAUUUUUACCUGUGAAUUUUAUUGUAAUAUAGAAAUGUAUAAAAAGAAAUAUUAAUACCAACAUCCUGCCAUGAAGUAGAAGAUGACAUAGAAUACUCGGGCAACAUAUUGUUUAUUUUAAAUCGUGCUUCACGUGAAGAAACUGUAACAACACCUUAAAAGAUAAACUAGUUAUUGAGACUUUGACAGUUGUCAGUAAAUAAGAGACAGACAGUGGAUUCUAGAAAAGAUUUAUAAUCUGUAAAUAGAGAUAGACGGCAUAUUUAUGCUUCAAGAAGAGAAUGCACAAUAUUCCAUAAUAAAAAUAACUUUGUAAAAAAGAAAA
Notolabrus celidotus (New Zealand spotty) is the source of this 4041-nucleotide messenger RNA. It is a transcript of the gene arhgap27, whose product is annotated as Rho GTPase activating protein 27. Gene Ontology annotation, molecular function: protein binding. Lineage: Eukaryota; Metazoa; Chordata; Actinopteri; Labriformes; Labridae. The record is from RefSeq and is a predicted model, not a curated record. The transcript is spliced from 18 exons. Gene Ontology annotation, biological process: regulation of GTPase activity; signal transduction. Gene Ontology annotation, cellular component: cytoplasm. The coding region runs from base 174 to 3131 and encodes 985 amino acids.